AUGAAGUUCCUCAUCCUUCUGGCCCUGUUCGGCGCUGCCUUCGGGCAGAACCUGCGCGCCGAGGUCGACCAGCUGCUUCCGUUCCUCAACAUGGACCAAGUACGCUCGAUCUACCAGCGGUACGUGCAGACCGACGCCCAGGUCGGCGAGAUCUGGAGCUUCCUGCAGUCGGCCGAAACCGACGCGGCCUGGCGGGUGCUCAUCACCACGCCCGAGCUGCAGGAGAUUAGCGCCUGGACGGAGGUCCGUGGCGUCAGCAUCCGCGACUACCUGAACACUAUCGCGGCCAUGCUGGGGCUCACCCCGAUCACCCGCUCGGUCACCGCCAAAUCGCCGGCCUCCCGCUCCUGGAACGCCAUGAUGGACGAGAUUCGCGCCGCCACGAACCUGGACGGUGCUGCGGCGCUCGCCGCCACGUUCAUCGCCAACCCGUCCAGCGAGUUCGGUGAGCUGUACCGCAUGAUUCAGGCCCGCCAGGCCGGCUUCACGCGCCUCAUCGCGCACCCGGAUGUCACCCGCUUCUCCGCCCAGCUGCGCGCCUUCGGCGUCGACGUCGACCAGAUCAUCGCCCGCGUCCAGGCCUUCUUCGGCUGGAACUGA
Molecule: messenger RNA, 600 nt
Organism: Anopheles cruzii
Lineage: Eukaryota; Metazoa; Arthropoda; Insecta; Diptera; Culicidae
Product: protein G12-like
Exons: 1
Coding region: 1-600 (199 amino acids)
Source: RefSeq, a predicted model, not a curated record